UUAGAGCCUCUGCAUUGUAGAGGAGAGGUGGCAGAGGUCGUGGAGGAGAAGACCAUGGCUGUUGGUGGUGCUUGGAAGAGUGUGAAGCCCUACUUGGCCAUGGUGUUCCUGCAGUUUGGGUACUCGGGCAUGUACGUGAUCUCCGUCGCCUCGCUCAAGAGCGGCAUGAGCCACUACGUGCUCGUCGUGUACCGGAAUGCCGUCGCGGCAGCUGUCGUCGCUCCGUUUGCUCUCUGGUUUGAACGGAAGACAAGGCCCAAGAUGACACUGGCCAUCUUCCUCAAGAUAAUGGCUCUGGCGUUCCUGGAGCCGGUGCUCGACCAAAACUUCUACUACAUGGGCGCCAAGAACACAUCAGCAAGCUUCUCCUCUGCCCUCUUCAACGUGUUGCCUGCUGUUACUUUUGUCAAUGCCGUUAUCCUCAGGAUGGAGAAGAUCGAUAUCAAGAAACGACGUAGCCAGGCGAAGGUUGUCGGCACUCUGGUGACGGUGAUCGGUGCACUGCUCAUGAUACUAUACACAGGCCCAAUCAUCGAGUUCGUAUGGACCAAGGGAAGGAGCCACCACGCCGGGGACAGCGGCCAGAACGAGAGCCACUGGCUUAUCGGCACGUUCAUGCUGCUGUUCAGCUGCUUCUGCUGGUCUGCUUUCUUCAUCCUGCAGUCGCACACGUUGAAGUCCUAUCCUGCAGAGCUCUCCCUGAGCACCUUGAUAUGCCUCAUGGGCGCGGGACAAGGUGGAGCCCUUGCUCUUGUGAUGGAGCGCAGCACCAAGCCAUGGCUGAUAGGAUUCGACACAAGACUCUUCACCGCCGUGUACUCCGGAAUCAUGUGCUCUGGAGUCGCUUACUACGUUCAAGGCAUCGUGAUGAAGGAGAGAGGCCCUGUCUUCGUCACAGCCUUCAACCCUCUUUGCAUGAUCAUCACGGCCAUAAUGGGCUCCAUUAUUCUAGCGGAGGAGAUCACCUUAGGAAGGGUAUUAGGUGCAGUCAUAAUAGUGAUCGGCCUCUACUCCCUCAUCUGGGGGAAGAGCAAAGAUCACUUAACGGAGCCCUCGCAGCCGAGGGAGAAGGAAGCAGCACUCGUGAAGACGAGCCCGAUCGACCACGUCGCCGUCAUCGACAUCCAACCUGCGAGGAAUCCUUAAGGCGAUGAGAGCUCCAUCUGCGUCUGUACCUAGUCAACCAUCAACACAAUUGCUGUAUGCAACUUUGUGAUGCCUCCUAAUGUUCGCAAUGCGUGAACUAUAUGAUAUGAUUGAUACUUUCAAUAAGCUUUGUCAUCACUUGUCACUA
Messenger RNA from Musa acuminata subsp. malaccensis (wild Malaysian banana), 1294 nucleotides. Its product is annotated as WAT1-related protein At1g21890. Gene Ontology annotation, cellular component: plasma membrane. NCBI's taxonomy places the organism in Eukaryota, Viridiplantae, Streptophyta, Magnoliopsida, Zingiberales, Musaceae. Gene Ontology annotation, molecular function: transmembrane transporter activity. The record is from RefSeq and is a predicted model, not a curated record.